This is a messenger RNA of Camelina sativa (false flax), 1077 nucleotides long. NCBI's taxonomy places the organism in Eukaryota, Viridiplantae, Streptophyta, Magnoliopsida, Brassicales, Brassicaceae. The record is from RefSeq and is a predicted model, not a curated record.
AUGGCUUUCUACUGGUUAUUAUGUCUUUUCAUUUAUCUCUUUUCUCAUCAUAUUUCUCCAACAGUUCAGGGAGAAAUAGAAUACGUAUGUGUUGAUAUCUAUAAGCAACCUGCAUUUCAACAUCCAUCGAUGAAGAAUCACCAAAUCCAGAUGAGACCAAGCGUCGAGUUUCAAGCCAUGCUAUCGAUGGAGCCAGAAACAUCAGAUAUGAUUACUAGUAGUAAAUCUGAAGAACGUUGUCCUAAAGGACAAGUACCAAUUCACAAACCGCAAAGUAACUACACUAAUAACUUUAUCCAUCCGGAGACAACAAUUACAGCAGCUAAUCUACAUUAUGCAAUUAUCAAAACAUUCGACAAUUCCACAGAGAGAUUCGGUGGAGCACAAGCGGUUUUCAGUAUCUACAAACCAAGGGUAUUAAAAAAUCAGUUUAGCAAAGCUUGGGUUUGGCUAAAUCACAGAGAAAAAGAUAUGAUAAGCAGCAUCCAAUUCGGUUGGGCUGUGCAUACAGGGUUGUACCGAGAUGAUCGUCCAAGGCUAACAACAUUCUCGGUAGGUAGCAAACACCAAAAUGGAUGCUACAACGCGUUGUGUCCAGGAGGAUAUGUCCAAGUCCAUAAAACAAUCUACCCUGGUAUGGUUUACGACAAAGUUAGUGUUGUAGGCAAAAAGCAGCACGAUGUUCAUCUUCUCGUAGGUCAGGACUCCAAAACAAAGAGCUGGUUAUUGAUGACGAGAAAGACCUUGAUAGGCUACUGGCCCUCUCAUAUGUAUUCGAUGGAAGGAGCAUCACAAAUUUAUUUCGGCGGGUAUACAGAAGGGCCAACUGGAGCUAUCAGUCCUCCGAUGGGGGCAGGGACUUUUCCGAGAGAAGUAAACCGUAUAGACAACUUAGCAAGUUUCAUGAAACAGCUUAAAUCUUUCCAAGACAAAAGUCUGGUCGAUAUUAAUUGCCAUAGUUUUGAGGAAUACGUAGAUAGUCCAAAGUGUUAUGAUGUAUGGUAUCGUGAGUUUGAAUUAGGCAGUGGAGAGAUGCUCACGUUCGGUGGACCUGGUGGGGUUUGUGGUAUGGUCUAA